AAAGAUAUUUUCAAUCGAUUAAACUAAUGAUAACAUAUUUGCCAUUACAGUUAACGCUCAUUUUUGUCCCUUUAAACUCAGUGAAUCACCUACUUGAUGGUUGGUUUAUGAAUCUUAUUUAUGUUCAGAUACAAACCAAAAGUACCCUUAAAGCUGUUUAAGAACAAAAGAGGUGUGAUCAUUUAAACUAAGGAAUUCGAGAAGGAAAAUAAACACCUUAAUCACCAAGUCAUCUUGUAGGAAGAAGUUACAGAUUCAAUCGCAUUUGAAGUUCAGCAAGCAAACGUUUCACACAUCAUUCAGUUGUGGACAUGGAAGGUUUAAUCGGCGUCGUAGUCUUGGCAUUCUUAGUGUCUUCUGUUGCUGGCCACUCACUGCCACAACUGUUAACUGGAUGUCCAAAUGGCUGGAUAGCGUACGAGGGGUCGUGCUACCUAUUUAACAACAAGGAUAUGAUGUCGUUCGUGAUGGCUGAGGCAUUUUGCAGUCAGAAAGGCGGACAUGUUGUUCAUGUUGAUGACGAAGAGGAGAAUAACUUCAUCAAGGAUGCGGCCAGAAUGUACCCAUCAAAUUCAUUAAAGCUUUGGUGGAUCGGAAUGCAAGACAUGGUUGACGGAGUAUGGAGGUACACGUCCGAUAACUCGCUCGUCACAUUCUUUGACUGGGACUCAACCCAACCAAAUGGAGGUUCAAGUGCUGAUUGUGCUGUAUUGUACGCGGACAGAAACUACAGUUGGGCAGACCAUGUUUGUGUUAUUGUAGGCGACUACACCGCAUAUGCCAUUUGUGAGGCUAAGUACAUGAAGAGCUACUGGCUGCAGUAAAACAGGACGUUAAACUCAUGUCCGAAUAAGUGUUUUACAGAUGGCUGUUUAUAUUCUUAAUCAUUUAUAGUUAAUUACAAAAAAGUGCAUUAAUACUGAAACAUUUACACUGAAAGUUUUAUGUAGAAAUUACAAUUACAUGUAUGAUUGUGUCAUGAAAGUAACUUAAAGAUGUUGUAAAUACAAUGUAAAUUCUUGUAAUUAAUAAAAUAGAUAGAAUAUCAAU
Messenger RNA from Mya arenaria, 1050 nucleotides. RefSeq names its product perlucin-like protein. Gene Ontology annotation, molecular function: signaling receptor activity. NCBI's taxonomy places the organism in Eukaryota, Metazoa, Mollusca, Bivalvia, Myida, Myidae. Bases 312 to 824 code for a protein of 170 amino acids. The transcript is spliced from 6 exons. The record is from RefSeq and is a predicted model, not a curated record.